Molecule: messenger RNA, 4336 nt
Organism: Pseudopodoces humilis (Tibetan ground-tit)
Lineage: Eukaryota; Metazoa; Chordata; Aves; Passeriformes; Paridae
Source: RefSeq, a predicted model, not a curated record
GCGCCUCCCGCCGCCUCCGCCGGCCGGCCCGGACCGGGGCUGCCAUGGGGCGGCCGCUGUGAGCGCGGCGGCGGCGGGGCUGCGCCUCUCGCCCCGGCCGGGGCUCCCCUCCAUUGUUCCCGGGAGCGGCGGCUCCGCGCCGCCGCCGCCGCCCGCGGGGCUCCGCUUGUAGGGGCUGAGAGCCCUGCGGAGACCGGGGCCAGCCCGGGGCCCCCAUGGAGUGGGAGUUGUGGAGCCCAGUUGCCGAGCAGUAGCCGCAGCAGUGGGAUGUUUACCUGGCGGUGCCUCAUCCUUUGGGCUGUGCUGGUCGCAGCCGCGCUCUCCGCCGCCCGGCCGGCCCCCACCCUGCCCGACCAAGCUCUGGCCAAAGCAAAAAUUGAAGUGGAGUCGUACUCAGCCCACCCCGGUGAGCUGCUCCAGCUGCGCUGCCGGCUGCGGGACGACGUCCAGAGCAUCAACUGGGUGCGCGAUGGCAUCCAGCUGGCCGAGAACAACCGCACACGCAUCACUGGGGACGAGGUAGAGGUCAGGGACGUGGUGCCCGAGGACUCGGGGCUCUACGCCUGCAUGACCAACAGCCCCUCGGGCAGCGAGACCACCUACUUCUCUGUGAACAUCUCAGACGCUCUCCCCUCGGCAGAGGAUGAUGACGAUGAAGAUGAUUCCUCGUCGGAGGAGAAGGAGGCGGAUAACACCAAACCGAACCAGGCCAUCGCUCCCUACUGGACCUAUCCCGAGAAGAUGGAGAAGAAGCUCCACGCUGUCCCCGCUGCCAAAACAGUGAAAUUCAAGUGUCCAUCGAGCGGGACACCCAACCCCACACUGCGCUGGCUGAAGAACGGCAAAGAGUUCAAACCUGACCACCGCAUUGGGGGGUACAAGGUCCGCCAGGCGACCUGGAGCAUCAUCAUGGACUCGGUGGUGCCGUCCGAUAAGGGCAACUACACCUGCAUUGUGGAGAACAAGUACGGCAGCAUCAACCACACCUACCAGCUGGAUGUCGUGGAGCGGUCCCCGCACCGGCCCAUCCUGCAGGCAGGGCUGCCUGCCAACAAGACAGUGGCCCUGGGCAGCAACGUGGAGUUCGUCUGCAAGGUCUACAGCGACCCUCAGCCCCAUAUCCAGUGGCUGAAGCACAUUGAGGUGAACGGCAGCAAGAUCGGCCCCGACAACCUGCCCUACGUGCAGAUCCUGAAGACGGCUGGCGUUAACACGACAGACAAAGAAAUGGAAGUCCUUCACUUAAGGAAUGUCUCAUUUGAGGAUGCUGGGGAGUAUACAUGUUUGGCGGGUAAUUCUAUUGGGAUCUCCCAUCACUCUGCAUGGUUGACAGUUCUCGAAGCUAUUGAAGACACCCCAGCCAUGAUGACGUCUCCUUUCUACCUGGAGAUCAUCAUCUACUGCAUCGGAGCCUUCCUCAUCUCCUGCAUGGUGGUGACCAUCAUCAUCUACAAGCUGAAGAGCACCACCAAGAAGACAGACUUCAACAGCCAGCUGGCCGUGCACAAGCUGGCCAAGAGCAUCCCCCUGCGCAGACAGGUAACAGUGUCGGCUGACUCCAGCUCCUCCAUGAACUCGGGCGUGAUGCUGGUGCGGCCCUCGCGCCUCUCCUCCAGCGGCACCCCCAUGCUGGCCGGCGUCUCCGAGUACGAGCUGCCCGAGGACCCGCGCUGGGAGCUGCCCCGGGACAGGCUGAUCCUGGGCAAGCCUCUGGGAGAAGGGUGCUUCGGCCAGGUGGUGCUGGCAGAAGCCAUCGGCCUUGACAAGGACAAGCCCAACCGUGUGACCAAGGUGGCCGUGAAGAUGCUUAAGUCCGAUGCCACAGAGAAGGAUUUGUCUGACCUCAUCUCUGAGAUGGAGAUGAUGAAGAUGAUUGGCAAGCACAAGAACAUCAUCAACCUGCUGGGAGCCUGCACGCAGGACGGACCCCUCUAUGUGAUCGUGGAAUACGCCAGCAAGGGCAACCUGCGGGAGUACCUGCAGGCACGGCGGCCCCCGGGCAUGGAGUACUGCUACAACCCCAGCCGCGUCCCCGAGGAGCAGCUCUCCUUCAAGGACCUGGUCUCCUGUGCCUACCAGGUGGCAAGGGGCAUGGAGUACCUGGCCUCCAAGAAGUGCAUCCACAGGGACUUGGCAGCCAGGAACGUGCUGGUGACAGAGGACAACGUGAUGAAGAUCGCUGACUUCGGGCUGGCCCGCGACAUCCACCACAUCGAUUACUACAAGAAGACGACGAACGGUCGCCUGCCAGUGAAGUGGAUGGCCCCCGAGGCUCUCUUUGACCGAAUCUACACCCACCAGAGUGACGUGUGGUCCUUUGGGGUGCUGCUGUGGGAGAUCUUCACGCUGGGUGGGUCACCAUACCCUGGUGUGCCCGUUGAAGAGCUCUUCAAGCUGCUGAAGGAAGGUCACAGGAUGGACAAGCCCAGCAACUGCACCAACGAGCUGUACAUGAUGAUGAGGGAUUGCUGGCACGCCGUCCCUUCCCAGAGACCCACCUUCAAGCAGCUGGUGGAGGACCUGGACAGGAUCGUGGCCAUGACCUCCAACCAGGAGUACCUGGACCUCUCCAUGCCGCUGGAUCAGUAUUCUCCCGGCUUCCCAGACACCCGCAGCUCCACCUGCUCCUCGGGGGAGGACUCUGUUUUUUCCCACGACCCGCUCCCGGACGAGCCGUGCCUUCCCAAGCUUCCCCCCCAGCACAGCAACGGUGGCCUGAAGCGACACUGAGGGUGGCACUGCCGGGGGUGCCACGCCGUGCCACGCCGUGCCGUGCCCGUGGACGCUGCCUGCACAGCCUGCUCGUGCCGGGCUGUUGCAGAAGGGGUUCAGAGACAUCCGUGGCAUCUCACGUAACCAAAAGCAGCCACGUCCUGCCAGCUUCUCCUGCCUCCUCGUGCCAGCUCUCCACAGCCCACGGGGUUCGGCUCCAGGGUUUUUAUGGCAUUUCCUCCUUUUGUUUUUAAACCUCUUUUCCAUGGAUCCUGUGCUUGGGUAUUCCCACUUGGCUGAGCUGAAAUCCUCUCCCGUGGGCAGUGCGUGGCCAAAGAGCCGGCCAGGCCUUCUGGGGUGGCACAUCCUGGUGGGGCACAGGGGCUGGGCUGGCACACGGAGAACCUGCCAGGCCGGGAGCAGCACCUGGAUCCUGCGGCUGCACAAGGGGGAACCUUGGAAUUCUGAGAGCCUUGGGGUGCCAGAAGCCUCACUGGGGUGUCGGGAGCCUCACUGGGGUGUGCCAGGAGCCUCACUGGUGUGCCAGGAGCCUCACUGGGGUGUGCCAGGAGCCUCAGUGGGGUGUGCCUGGAGCCUCACUGGGGUGCCAGGAGUCUCUCUGGUGUGCCAGGAGCCUCCGUAUGCCCAGAGCCUCGUGGUGUGGGGGUCCCUCUCUGCCCAGGAUGCCCCAGGGCCAGUCCUGCAGCCCCCCAGGGCCAGCACCAGUGGGCUUUGCUGAGCCACAGCCAGCACAUGUGGUGCAGGAGCCCUGCACUGCUGAGAGGUGACCAAACCCACCUGUGCUGAACCCAGAGUCCCGUGUACAUAACGAAAAAUAUGUAUAAAUAUGAAUAUAUAUUUACAUGUCUUUUUAAAAAGGGUUGUUACCAGAGAUAUACCAGUUUGGUAGGAAGGUACUAGUGGCUGGUAGAUAUCAGUUGCUAUAAAAAAAAAAAAUUCAUAUAUUUUGCUAUUUUUGCUGUUUUUAUUUUUUUAAAUUAUGUUCUAAACCUAUUUCAGUUUAGGUCCCUCGAUAAGAAUUGCUGCUGCUGCUGCUUCAGUUUUAUAUGGGGUUGUAUUAAACAAUAAUAAUAAUGUGUCGAUGCCUUUUGGGAAUCUGUUGUCAUUAUGUGCCUGGCCCUGGCCUGGCCCUGCGUCCCCCCAGCUCCCUCCGGGGCUCGGGCACGGCUGGGGCCGGCCUCGGGGGGGGGGACAGUGCCCUGGGGAGGGGCUGCCACCCUGCCCGGCCAUCACCUGCCCCUGGGGACUCGCAGGGGACGCGGGGCUCGGUGCCAGCCCCGCUGUGCCCCCCCAGCAGCCCCCGCUCCCCGGGCAGUGCCUGCCAGUGCCUUAGCAGGGCAGCAGCCUCCUGCCAGCUCUGCCUGUCCUGCUCCUGCUCCUGCUCCUGCUCCUGCUCCUGCUCCUGCUCCUGCUCCUGCUCCUGCCUGGGCUCUGCUCCCUCCAGCUGGCACCUGGGCAGAGCUGGCAUUGCCCUGGGGCCGCCUAAAGCCCUCCCUCCCUGCCGCUGGUGUCAAGAUGCUGGAGCCAGGCCACUGUUACUUGAAAAGUUUAUUUUGCCUUUGUAUGGAGAAAUAUUAUUUGUUGUAAACUCUUCUGUAAUGAA